Molecule: messenger RNA, 1080 nt
Organism: Cajanus cajan (pigeon pea)
Lineage: Eukaryota; Viridiplantae; Streptophyta; Magnoliopsida; Fabales; Fabaceae
Source: RefSeq, a predicted model, not a curated record
AUGGGUGCACUCGGUCAGAAUCCGACUUGUCUGCUCUACAGGGGUAACUCGAAAUCAGGUGGUGGAGGAGUGUGUCUUUUUGGGAAGGAGUUGCAUAAUGUUUUGAAGGCUGGGGCUAAGAGGGGCUUCUCUGAUGCUAUUGUCACUGAUGGAUCUCAAGGACAAGGACCUUCUUUCUUCUCUCCCAAUGUUGACAAAACUCUUGUUGCUUUAGACACUCAAACUAACACCAACAAAGACCUUGCCAAACCGGUUCAGGAAAAGAAUGAUCAGGUUGCUGCAACAAAUGGCCAUGCCACUGCUCCUGCUGCUAAAGCACAGGUUGUGGGAUGGCCACCAAUUCGAUCUUUCCGAAAGAACACGAUGGCCUCUAAUUUGACAAAGAACAAUGAAGAAGCUGAGGGAAAACCUGGGUUUGGUUGUCUUUAUGUGAAAGUCAGUAUGGAUGGUGCCCCUUAUCUUAGAAAGGUUGAUCUCAAAACCUAUUACAACUAUAUGGAGCUUUCUUCAGCUCUUGAGAAGAUGUUCAGCUGCUUCACCAUUGGUCAAUGCAAUUCUCCUGGACUUCCUGGGAAAGAUGGACUAAGUGAGAGCUCUUUGAGGGAUCUUCUCCACGGAUCUGAGUAUGUUCUUACAUAUGAAGAUAAAGAUGGAGAUUGGAUGCUUGUGGGUGAUGUUCCAUGGGAAAUGUUCACUGAUUCAUGUCGGAGACUAAGGAUAAUGAAAGGCUCUGAAGCAAUUGGGCUAGCUCCAAGAGCCAUGGAAAAAUGUAGAAGCCAAAACUAAUGCAGAAAAACCCGUUACACCAAAACGGGCUAUUCACUGAAGCAUAUAAAGAUUUACAAGGGCGUUUGAGUUUAUGAUUCUGUUCAAAAUCAAAAACUUAUGUUAUUCAGUGUCUCAGUUUUUGUGCAUUAAUAGUCUGACAAGUUAUUAGAAUUCAACUGGAGACAUCCAGACAGAUAUAUAUACACAUAUUUUGUUUGUUUCUCUAUUUUGUGUAUCUGGAUUUUAGUUUCUGUAUAAAAGAAUUGCUUGUCGUGCUUCUAUAAAUUUUCUUCAUGUAUUUGUUUUAAUAUA